CGUGCAAUUUGCAAUUCAAGGAAAACAUGCAUGGAUCAAACAAUUGAAUAUUUGUCCAUCAAAAAUUCAUUCUUUUCCAUUUUACGAUAAUGAUGGAUGCUUUUCGAUUGUUAACCAAAGGUGCGAAAUUUGAUUCGAAAUUUCAAACAAAAUCUAAAAGAUUUAAACCCGACGAUAACCAACCAGACAAAUCACCAGAUGAUAUGAGAAAAAACGCCGAAAAUGAACCAAUGAAUGAUGAACAAUUUCGUGCCAAACAUGAUAUUAUGGUUGAUGGUUUUGAUCCGAUUAAAUCGCCAAUCAAAUCAUUCGAUGAAAUAAAUGAAAUAGCUGACGAUUAUCUUCGACAAAAUCUCGAAAAAAGCAAUUAUCUAUGUCCCACUCCGAUACAAAUGCAAACCAUACCCUUAAUGUUAGAUCGACAACAAUUGAUUGCAUGUGCACCGACUGGCUCCGGCAAAACAUUGGCUUUUCUUUUACCAAUCAUCAUUCAGCUAAAAGAACCAAAAUCUUGUGGAUUUCGAGCAAUCAUUCUAGCACCAACACGUGAAUUAGUCAAACAAAUCCAUCGGGAAUGUUUGUGGAUAUCGAAUGGUUCUGGAUUACGAGUCCACAUGAUUAAAAAUGUUAAUUUAGCAGCCAAGAAAUUUAAUACAAAAUCUAAACUAAAAUAUGACAUAUUGAUUACGACACCGAAACGUUUGGAAUAUCUUCUACGAAAAACAACCGAUUCCAUUAAUGUUGAUAAUCUUGAAUGGCUGAUUAUAGAUGAAUAUGAUCGAUUAUUACAAACGACAUUUAUGCAGCAAUUAUCGUCGAUAUUUAAUAUUUGUUUUGAAAGAUCAUCAACAUUGAAAUUGGCAUUAUUCAGUGCUACAUUCAAUGGCCAUCUACAUGAAUGGUGUAAAUUGAAUCUGAAUAAUAUCGUCACCGUUAUUAUCGGUGAACGAAAUAAGGUCGUCGAAUCAAUAGAACAGAAACUGGUAUUUACCGGUAAUGAAACUGGGAAAUUAUUUGCAUUGAAAGAAAUCAUUGCCAAUGGCUGCCAAACACCGGUAUUGAUUUUUGUGAAUACAGUACGGAAGGCAAAUUUUUUACAACGAGAAUUGGAAGAUUCCCUUGCCAUAACAGUGGAUACAAUACAUUCGGAUCGCAAACAAGAAAUACGUGAUCAAAUUGUUCGUUUGUUUCGUGAGGGAAAAAUACUAUUUCUGAUUUGUACAGAAUUAAUGGGACGUGGAAUUGAUUUUAAAGCCGUGAAUUUAGUGAUCAAUUAUGACUUACCUAGUUCAGCGAUUGCAUACAUUCAUCAUGUUGGACGUACUGGUCGUGCUGGCCGCACCGGUAAAGCCAUUACAUUUUAUUCAUUGAAAGAUGAAAAGAAAAAUUUACUCCCCAUUUUACAAGUAAUGCACCAGUCUGGAUGCUCAGAUAUUCCUCAGCAUGUUCAAAAAAAAAUUCUGGAAAAGCAAAAACAAAAUGAUGGA
Messenger RNA from Dermatophagoides farinae (American house dust mite), 1487 nucleotides. It is a transcript of the gene ais, whose product is annotated as DExD-box helicase 52. Gene Ontology annotation, molecular function: ATP binding; RNA helicase activity; nucleic acid binding. Gene Ontology annotation, cellular component: cytosol. Gene Ontology annotation, biological process: maturation of SSU-rRNA. The record is from RefSeq and is a predicted model, not a curated record. NCBI's taxonomy places the organism in Eukaryota, Metazoa, Arthropoda, Arachnida, Sarcoptiformes, Pyroglyphidae.